AUGAUAUUGUGCUUUAUAACACUUAUCGAGGAAGGAACGUUUCUGUUACCAUUCCGUUUUUUAGUCACUCACGAAGGAUUUGGCCGUGAUAUAUUUUUAUUGUCCUUGUCGGGCGCUUUGGGACAGGUUGUAAUUUAUGUGACCAUUGAACGAUUUGGGCCGAUGAUAUUUACGGUGAUGAUGACACUGCGGCAGAUACUUUCCAUAUUACUUUCAGCUGUAGCUUAUGGCCAUCCGAUGUCUGUUUGGUCUGUGUUGGGCUUGCUGACAACCUUUACUGCUAUUUUUGGCUUUAUUUAUAUUCGGCACCAUAAAACUCGACAUUAA
Molecule: messenger RNA, 327 nt
Organism: Acanthocheilonema viteae
Lineage: Eukaryota; Metazoa; Nematoda; Chromadorea; Rhabditida; Onchocercidae
Source: the annotation of a GenBank genome assembly